AUGUUUUGGUUUAUGAUAUUUUUAUGUUCACUGAAUACUAUCUUAACUUCAUCAUCUACAGACGGAUAUAUAACUUAUGAUAAUCAAUCCAAUAUAAAACCUGUUACCCAACUUGAAGAUGUGCUCCAUAGUUUGAUUUCUUACCAGGGUCCUUCAAAUCCAUCUUGUUUCGGUUGUAAAUUUUUAGUAUGGUCAGCUAAGACAUUUAUAUUCGAUAGUAAAUACUAUGUCCAUGAGCACAUAGAAGUGACCUGUAAAAAUUUGAAAAAUCUCUAUACACCUUGCAAACGAAUAUUGACUGAAUUUCUAGAUUUCGCUUACGAUUUAAUAUACAAUUAUUCUUCAGCUGAUUUAUGCGCAAUUGCUGGGAUAUGUUCAAACCCACCAAAGAUCAACUUUUGUCCAGUUUGCUUGUUGGGUGUAGCAGAGGGCAAGAAUAUUCUUCUAUCUGAUGCACUUGUUACAGAAAUCCAAUCCGUAUUAGUACACGCGUGUGAUAACCUAAAAUUAGAAGUACAAUGUACUCAGUUUCUUGAUAAAUUCUAUCAAGAAGCCACUGAUGUAGUUAAACAUAUAUUGGAACCCCAUUUCGUUUGCGAGACUGUUCAACUGUGUAAUGCUACUCAUGUAGACGGAAUGAAUUAUGCGGACUUUAUAUAA
Molecule: messenger RNA, 660 nt
Organism: Heterobilharzia americana
Lineage: Eukaryota; Metazoa; Platyhelminthes; Trematoda; Strigeidida; Schistosomatidae
Source: the annotation of a GenBank genome assembly